Molecule: messenger RNA, 2190 nt
Organism: Rhinocladiella mackenziei CBS 650.93
Lineage: Eukaryota; Fungi; Ascomycota; Eurotiomycetes; Chaetothyriales; Herpotrichiellaceae
Exons: 2
Coding region: 1-2190 (729 amino acids)
Biological process (GO): protein phosphorylation
Molecular function (GO): ATP binding; protein kinase activity
Source: RefSeq, a predicted model, not a curated record
AUGACCAUGAUAUCCUAUUACUCCGAGAUGGUGCCUCACCAGGCUAGAACAUCGCAGGCACCAUUUGAGAUUCAAGGUGACGAGGCGGAUGGCGACACACUGGCGGAUAAAUAUCAGAUGCUGGAGGAAUUAGGUCGUGGCUCAUUCGGUGUCGUCUACAAAGCUAUCGAGAAAGCCACGGGCGAGAUUGUCGCAAUCAAACAUGUGGAUCUAGAAUCCUCGGAAGAAGACCUUGCGGACAUCUUAUCCGAACUAUCUGUCCUUUCAUCAUGCUCGAGUCCACACGUCACCAAAUACCGCGUUGCGUUCCUACGUCGUCAGACUCUCUGGAUCGUCAUGGAAUAUCUCGGUGGGGGAUCCUGCGCAGACUUGCUCAAACCGCCCCCGCAUUUCCUGUCAGAAAAUCAUAUUGCCAUCAUUUGCCGAGAAUUACUUCUCGGCCUUGCCUACUUGCAUAGCGAAGGAAAAUUACAUCGAGACAUAAAGGCAGCCAACGUCCUGCUGGGCAUGGACGGCCGAGUCAAAUUGGCGGACUUUGGUGUUGCGGCGCAAUUGGUCGGGUUAAAGAGUGUUCGAAAUACAUUUGUCGGUACACCCUUCUGGAUGGCACCGGAAGUGAUUCAACAAGAAGGACAUGAUGCCAAAGCCGAUAUCUGGAGUUUGGGUAUUACGGCCAUGGAACUGGCAAACGGAGAACCUCCACAUGCCAAUGUCCACCCGAUGAAAGUGUUAUUCUUGAUUCCCAAACAAUCUGCCCCGAGGCUGGAAGGUGGAAACUGGUCCAAGGAUUUCCGAGAUUUUGUAGCAGCUUGUCUUGCCAAGGACCCGGAAAAGAGAAGUAGUGCAAAGGAGUUGCUAAAGCACCGCUUCAUCCGAUCGGCGGGCAAAGUUGAAGGCCUCCAGGAACUGAUUGUCCGGAAACAAGAUUGGGAAGCCAGCAAAGGAGGAGAGAGAAACUUAAAAUAUUAUGCCGAGACACUGAAGAAUCUCUCCGGCGUACCAAAUGAUGACGGGUGGGUGUUUGAGACAGUCAAGGCCGGCCCAACAAUGAAUUUCAAGGUGAAUCAGACUCGAAAAAAGAGAAAGGUCGAAGGAGACUGUCCUGAACGGUCAACCAUUCAAAUGAUGAAGGAUUUGAGCCUGGAACGGAAAUCGGAGAACGAACAGAGUCCAACCAAACUGACCGUGCGAAAGAUCUCAGAGUCGGAGGGGGGACAAGAUGAACGCAGAAAUUCGGGCGAUUCACCUUUAAUCAGACGAACAACCAAGAAGAGAUUAUCUAGUGCACAACAACGCCAGCCUCUCGGAGUCAAUAUGUCCUUCGGCAAUAGUCCCAGCACGGUCCGACAAUUUAGACGAGUUUCACCGAAUGGAGACAAUCCCAACUCGGAAAAUGAGGAUCCCAAUUCUAGUGUGAUCAGGACACCUUCCAAAGCGACACCGGGGUUGAACUCAAUGGUCGACAUGGACAAGUCGCUGCUACACGGGUCCAAAUCAGAUAACAAAGAUUCGAGAUUCUCUUCCGCAGCUGCAACAAUGGUAAUGGAUUCCAAAGAAGCACGCCUCGGUCGAAAAUUAUACACCAAUGCUAUUGGGAUGUCAUGUCAAGAUGUCCUGAAUGACACGGCCGACGCAGUCAAACGCGAGGCUGUCGCUCGAUUAGCGGAGGCCUUCUCCGAUCUUGAAAGUGUGGACCCGGAUGGCAUGUAUCAUAUCAUGCAAUCCAUCAUUUCCAAGAUGAGGCAAGAUGACACGCUGAAGAAUAUGCUCCCACAACAGCCGGCGAUCUCAUCAGCUCUGCCGUCUUCACCACAGAAAGUAAGCGGAUCGUCAUCCCAGCAACCCAUCUCCGCCAACGCGAGCCGACAAGUCACCCCCAGCACACCAACGGGCAAAUCACCUGUGAAAUUGGUCCUCGCACAGAAUAAUCCGCACUUGAAAAGCCAUCGGCGCCGACAAAGUGCACAGGCCGCAAUGAAAUCGAGAGAAGCCAGUAGUGUUCUGCCGACGAGUCCAUUGAAGAAUAGUACCAGCUCUACUGGUGCUGUGGUCAAUGCGGGAGAGGAGACAGAUGCCGACAGAGAGAUGAUGAAGGGCCUUGUCGGUGGGCUCGAGCAUACGAGGCAGCUUGCUGAUGUGUUGUUCGAGAGAUGGUGUGAGGGCUUAAGGGUGAGGUGGCCUGCUGUGUAG